GGGUAGGUUUCUUCCCAGUGUGCUAUUGCGUGCUUCUCAGAAAGAUUAUUAACAUUUUACAUCGCCUUUCAUCUGAUGUGGUUGUCUGUUUUAUGUAUGUAGGUGUAUUUUGAGGAAGGUGAAUGCUCAAAUUCGUCAUUCUUUUUAGUGGAAAAAUAUAUCUUGAGACGGUGGAAAUUGUGCCCCUUACCACUACGUAUAAUCUGGUUCAAGCUGAUUGAGUUGUUUUCGGUACAACUUUUAGCUUGAAUAUUCUGAGUGUCCUCCCUUCUGUCGACUGAUUAGCUUCAACUAUACAAGAAAUUCAUUUGCUAGAGUAGUUCUGCAAAAGAAAAACAAACGAAAUAAUGGAUGAUCAGAUUGUUCUUGACAAGGGUGGAAAAAGGCAGUUGCCUCGGUGGAUGUUUGCUUCGUCUGCUGCUGAUCAAGUAAAGGAAAAAGUCAAAACUGAUCAUGUAGACAAUAAUAAUAAUAAUACAGAGGAGGAGAUUGUCACUCAGAGGCGGAAAAACAGAAAGAUUGAGGAUAAAAAGGAAACAUUCACUGAGGAGUUGCCCACUCAGCUUCCAAAAUGCCAAACAACAAAAAGAAGCAGAAGAAAGUUAAACCUACCAAUUGAUGACUGUAAUGAUGAAAGAGCAUUAAUGGGGAGUGAAUGUGACCGCAUGAAAGUAAAAGGUGAUGGAGCGAUUCCUAUGUUGAGGAGACGGAAACAGAAAACGAAGAAUUCCAAGACCGAGGGAGGUGAUGAGAUGGAAGAGUCAACAACAGAAGCAAGUGAUAAAAGCGUCUUAAGGAAGAGAAAAUGCAGCAGGGUGAAGGAAAAUUCUAGUGAAGCUGGCCCUAGUUUGAGGAGGCAGAAACAGAAAACAAAGAAUUCCAGGAAUGAGAAUUGUGCUGAUGUUGAAGACUCAACACCAAAAACAGAUGAUGAGUAUUUGACUGUUGAAGAUCAAAUGAACAUAGCGGAAGAGUAUGCUGGUGAUGCUGAUGAAGAUUUGACUGUUGAAGAUUUAAUGAGCAUUGCUAAGGAGUAUGUGAAUGAGAAUGAGCAAGCUGCAUCAGGUAAAGAAAAAAAUUGUCCAAUGGAGGAUGCUAUUUCCAUGUCAAUAGGCUCGUUAAGUUGCAUUGAAGUUGACAAUCAAUCUUCACGAAGAGAAACAAAUGCUGAUUGUAUUUCAAUUCAAGAGAGUACAAUUGAAUAUGCUCCUCCUAAGCUUAACAUGUCCGAGAAUCCUACCCAAGACAUGUUAGAUUUGUUUCUUGGUCCCCUGUUGAAGAAAACUCAUGAGGAGAAGAGAGUUGAACUGGUCAGAGAAGAAAUGAGUUUAGCUCAUGAUCUGAACAAGAAUAACCGAACUGAUCCUUCUGAGGAUCGACCAGUUUUUGUAAAGAAGAAAAGCAGUCUCAAGGACAAGGUAUCUCUGUUUCUUGACUAAUACUUCUGAAGAUAAUUAGGUAGAGUAUUUGGAAGAAUAAUUUUCUUUAGAUAAUAUCUGAAUAUAAUUUAUCAAAUUUCACCUAAAGCAUUUACUUGUCUACUUAUAAAUCCCAUGAGAGAGUAUCUUUAUUUGUAGAUUCUUCAUAGUAGUUUUCUCUUUAUUUCAUCAUUGUGCAGAAAUUAUGAGAACUUGAUAUAGCCAGUUAGAAGAAGGAAUAUUUUUUUCAUGGAAAUGAAUUUGACUUGAGAGAAGGAAUCCUGAAUAGCUGUAUAUUAUUUUUUGUCAACUAUACCAAAAUGUUAUGUCAGAGUUAGCAGCUAUAUCAAAAACGCAUAAUACAUAAACAGACUUUGAGACUGCACAUUUAGACAUAUUAACUUGGUCUCAACCGACAACUAAACACUCCAACUUGUCCCCACUGUGUCUCGUGUACAUCCGACAUUGACGUGACACAUAAAUUUUGAAGGUGUUUAGAUGAUCAUUUUGU
Messenger RNA from Solanum dulcamara, 1929 nucleotides. RefSeq lists its product as uncharacterized. The record is from RefSeq and is a predicted model, not a curated record. NCBI's taxonomy places the organism in Eukaryota, Viridiplantae, Streptophyta, Magnoliopsida, Solanales, Solanaceae. The coding region runs from base 348 to 1439 and encodes 363 amino acids. The transcript is spliced from 4 exons.